Molecule: messenger RNA, 1261 nt
Organism: Nymphaea colorata (pocket water lily)
Lineage: Eukaryota; Viridiplantae; Streptophyta; Magnoliopsida; Nymphaeales; Nymphaeaceae
Product: protein CHLORORESPIRATORY REDUCTION 6, chloroplastic
Exons: 4
Coding region: 103-876 (257 amino acids)
Biological process (GO): NAD(P)H dehydrogenase complex assembly
Cellular component (GO): chloroplast
Source: RefSeq, a predicted model, not a curated record
ACGCCACACGCUGAGAGGAGCAGCGAGGGGCAGGCCACCGGUUUUAAGGUUCAGCGAAGAAUUCAAAAAUGGGUUUUAUCUCAUAGCCUCUUCCAACUCGCCAUGGCAGCCAAUGCUGCGACACUUGCUCAACAAGGAUUUCCUUCUCUCCGUCACCUCUCACCACCAAAGCUUGGCCUCUUCACUGCUGCUUCUUCUUCCUUGAGCUUCUCCUCUGCUCACUCAUCAUCGCCCACUUCACUAAGUGGAGGUUUAAGGCAGGGCGUGGCCACCAGCGUCUCUUUCAAUCCCACCGGAAACUUCGAGUUCUCAAUUGAUGAUGACCAAGACACCAGUAAGGCUCCACCACCAUUACCACCAACAGAGAGCAGGUUUGAAAUAGUAAUUGACAAUGACAUUAUCAAGCGGCUUGAUAUCUCACCAGUCAAUGAAUUGAUGGGAGUCGAAGAUGCAACAGAGAACAGCAGCAUAGGAACUGAACCUAAAGACCUUUUAGAAAGAACAGUGGGAUUCACCAUAAACUAUGAGAGAGAGGAUCCACUGGAUCCUCGUGAACUUUCGGAAUUCGGUGAUAUUCGAUUAUGGUUUGUUCGACUUGAUUCGGCAUAUCCAUGGUUGCCUGUUGCAUUGGACUGGAGAGCAGGGGAACUUGCUCGUUAUGCAGCUAUGCUUGUUCCUCAUCAGAUGAGUAUGAGAUUGGGUAUUGUGUUCAAUCCAGAGGCCUUGGAGUUGUUUGUGAUGAAGAAAGUCUUCACAGUCUACAACUGGUUGAAGCACAACAAUGUGCCCAAGCCCAGAUUGAAGACCAGCGACAUGGCAAGGAUGCUUGGUUUUGGAAUAGGAGAUGAACUCUUUGACUUGAUUGAUAGCAAAUAGGAGCGGCGCUUGCAGAAUUCGUCGUUGAUCUCAUGGCGGUUGGUGAAGAAAAGGCUGAAGAAUGAUCUACUUCAACACUUAAGCCACAUUCUUGUGAGAGAAUGAAGAAAAAUUUCUGGCAAUUCAUAAUUUCUGUUCUCAUUUCGCUGGUGGAAAUACUUAUCUGGUAAUUUCUUUGGCUGAAAUGCAAUUGCAUAGUGCACAUUUUUUCCCGGAAAUGAUUAAAGGCUGAUCUUAAGUUCGUCUAGGAAUGGGUUUAGCAGUUAGCACAAUUCGUGCUUUCAUUGUAACGGUUAGCGAGCCAUCUAUACGCUCAUUACUUGUCCGUAACUGAAAAGUCGCAUAAUUCUGCAAGCAUUCAGAUUGCCAUGGUUAUGUUUUUGUA